GCAUGGAUGCAGGCCUUGCCUGGCUCCCCUGCAGGUCUGGAGUCCGGUUUAGGAACAAGUGCGCCUACCUGAGGUUCAGCUGUGCGAGCAGGAUCCGGACCUACCUGAGAGAGGUGAGCUCGCACGCGUCUGUGGUGGGUGCACAGGCUCGGGAGGAGUAUGCGCGGGCCGUGGCCGCCAUGGCCCAGAAGCUCAGGGCCGCGCAGUACAACGGCAGCUACUUCGACAGGGGCGCCAAGGGCGGCGGCCGGCUCUGCACGCCCGAAGGCUGGUUCUCCUGCCAGGGUCCUUUCGACAUGGCCGACUGUGCGUCCAGACACUCUAUCAACCCCUACGGCAGCCGGGAGAGCCGGGUCCUCUUCAGCACCUGGAACCUGGACCACAUAAUAGAGAAGAAGCGCACGGUGAUCCCCGCGCUGGCGGCGGCGGCCGGCGCGGCCGGGAGGCAGGUGGACUGGGAGUACUUCUACAGCCUGCUCUUCACCUGCCAGAACCUCAAGCUGGUGCACAUCGCCUGCCACAAGAAGACCACCCACGGGCUCAGCUGCGACCCGCGCAGGAUCUACAGGCCCCAGGCCAAGCCCAGGAGGCGGGCUGCGCGCAAGCGCCCGUGACUCGGGCCGCGUCCUGGUGCCGUGCGGGAUUUUAACGGGUGCUAUUUUUCUGCCACUGCAAUAGCUUCUGAAAAACACGUUUACAGAAUCUCUCUAGAUUUCUGGCCUCAGCGCGUUUCGGCAUGUUUCCUGCGCCUGAGAGCUGCGGACACCGGGGCCUGGGGCCCGGUCGGCGGGUCAGGGACCGGAGUCCUCUGACUUGACCCACUCUGCUUGCUUGUGUGACACAGUUGCCAGGGGAACGGCGUCAUGGCCAAAGCCGCCACCCUUGCCCGAGGGACAGCUCUGCCGGGUCUCCACUCCCCAGACCGAAGCUCCAUCCUCUGGACUCUUCCAAAUGCUGGGAUCGUGACCCUUUCGGGGUGAACUGCUCACACCCCACAAGGAGCACAAGUGUGCUCGCUGCUGUGCCAUUGCGGCCGGAAGCGGGCCUCCCACACCUGUCAGAGGGGCGUGGCGAUCGUGGCCCCGCGCUCAGCCAUGAGAUCGCUGGCUUCUAGGCCAAGCGGUCAGGUGUUGUUGAUUUCACGGUUCAACCUAACACGCGUCACGAGGCCACGCUGUGCAGCAGCGCAGGUUUUUGUGACUGGACAUGGGAGCUGCCUGUUAAAUGCACCGGCAAGUGGCCUAACGCUAAGGCCACGAGUGUGUCACACACGUGCUAGUGUGAGGCAGCUCGUCUGUGCACAGCAGUGAUCCUGGGGACGGUGGGUGCGACGGUUAAAGGACUAAUGUUCUAAACCGUGUUUUAUAAGAGUCGGCCCUCGUGUCCACCGGCUUCGUGUCGCAGUUGGAAUCCUCGGAUGUGGAGGGCCGACUGCACACACUGCUUUUCCUCGUUCUACAUCAGGGCCUGAGCAUCCUCAGGUUUUUGGUGUUGGGGUGGGGGUUCUGGAACCAGCCUCCCGCGGGUACCGAGGAAUGCUUGUACUUGAAGUUUUUAAAAUGAGCAUUUAUUUCAGAAUUUUUAAAAUUUAGUUUUUUACCUUUUGUAACAUUGAAUUUUCACAUUUGUUGUAGAACCAGGAAAAGCAGUAAAAGUUUUUCACAAAUA
Myotis lucifugus (little brown bat) is the source of this 1668-nucleotide messenger RNA. It is a transcript of the gene DFFB, whose product is annotated as DNA fragmentation factor subunit beta. Lineage: Eukaryota; Metazoa; Chordata; Mammalia; Chiroptera; Vespertilionidae. Gene Ontology annotation, molecular function: DNA endonuclease activity. The coding region runs from base 3 to 614 and encodes 203 amino acids. Gene Ontology annotation, biological process: apoptotic DNA fragmentation. Gene Ontology annotation, cellular component: nucleus; cytoplasm. The record is from RefSeq and is a predicted model, not a curated record. The transcript has 4 exons.